Messenger RNA from Didymodactylos carnosus, 1304 nucleotides. Lineage: Eukaryota; Metazoa; Rotifera; Eurotatoria; Philodinida; Philodinidae. The record is from the annotation of a GenBank genome assembly.
AUGGCUGAUAGCUCGGAAUGUUCUCUUCAAAAUAGGAGUAAACUUGCAUCAACAUCAACUCCGCUUCGAACAAUCUCUCUAAAUAACGCAUCCUCAUCUACAUCGAAGCGUGAUUUGAUACCACCAUUAGUCGAAUCCGAAUGUCUUCACAAUAUAACAGCAAUUAUUCCACCUGAAGAAUCUUUUAUUGAACAGAGUCUUUCGGCAUUUGGUACCAGUGAUGUAUACCAAAAUCCCAUCACUUUUCCAGAUUAUAAUAUCACAAAUGAUGAAAUCAGUUAUUCACCUCACAAUUUUGAAGAUGGUGCGAUGCGUGCGAUUAAGCAAGCAUUAAUAGAUAGUGAUAACCAUGUUAUGUCAACAUCGGAAGAGGAAAUUAAAGAUUACAUUUUAAAACGUAAAUCAAAACGACAAUUCUGGCUCACUCAAACAAUGUCAGACGAAUUUAGUAUUGUUCCUCGCAUUGAUAAUCUUUAUUUACUAGACCAUCUCGAAAAAUAUCAAAAAUUAGUGAUCGAAUUCACAUUAAAGAACAGCAGAAGUGACACGGCUGAAGUACGCACAGAAGUAAAGAAUCAUCAAACUGUUUUGAAACUACCAAAUGACAAACAGUCAUUUUCAUCCAGGUACGAUCAAACAAAAAAUACAUUAGAGAUGUCGUCAACAACUAGAGUGCUGCCACCCCGUUCAAAUACUAAACAAUUAAACGGAAUUCAGAAAGUGGGCAACAGCUGUUUUUUUAAUGUGGUUAUACAAUUAUUAGCUGCUACUACCAAUUCAUGUUUAUCACAUUUCAACAGACGCUGCCAUUUGGAAGGUGAGUGAACGUUAUUUCUUCUUGAUUUUUACUGUUAGCUUCCUUAUUCAGUUUUAGCUCAUCCUGUCCUGAAUUAAACAGACUUUUUCUUUAUUAAAACAUGGUGCAAGCAAAGCUACACUGGUCGACUUUCUUGUCGUAUUUCGUGCAAGAUUCUUGUCUCUUGGCAUUUUAGACAAGAAACUUGUUUAAUAGUUCACUUAUAUUUUUAUUUCAAUGUUCUUGGGUGAAAUUUCUGUCUUGUGACUUCAGCCAAGAAUUUGAACUUUGACAUAAUAUUAAGCAUAAACAUCAAUUAUAUUUUCCCACAAAUCAUCUGCCUUGAUCGUUAUUUUUUUUUGACUCUCCACUUGACUGUCUUUCAGCCAAAUCCCAAAUUUGGUCUACUAGUUGUUGACAGCUGUUUUCCGGACCCAGUUUGACGAUGACUGAAGAUUGUGUGUUACCUUGAGGAUCCUCGAUACUGACCAUCACGCUAUACCGAUCC